Messenger RNA from Ochlerotatus camptorhynchus, 3345 nucleotides. RefSeq lists its product as uncharacterized. The transcript is spliced from 9 exons. The coding region runs from base 1 to 3345 and encodes 1114 amino acids. Gene Ontology annotation, molecular function: beta-tubulin binding; microtubule binding. The record is from RefSeq and is a predicted model, not a curated record. NCBI's taxonomy places the organism in Eukaryota, Metazoa, Arthropoda, Insecta, Diptera, Culicidae.
AUGAAUAGGAAAUUGUCAAAGAAGAAAAAAGCGCCGAAAAUCUCACGCGAAGAACAGUUGCAAAUACUUAAACAAGAAACAAUAACGAAGUGGAAUGCUGAACAAGUGGCAUUGCUGGAGAAAACCCAUACAAACCUCAAAGAGUAUAAUCAAAGGCGAGUUGGGCUGAUAGAUACCAACAAAUUCUUCAGAAGACUUGAGAAAUCCGCAGCCGAAACGAAUCGACGGCUUGCGAAGGAUCAGGCAUGGCAGCACUAUCGUACCUGUAAGAAGCUUCCCAAUCCGGCUUGUCCAGCUGAGCUACGAGAUUUCCUCUACCAAUGGAGCUACGAGCAGGAAGAACGCUUCAAACAAUCCACCAGCUGGACACUGGACGUGAACGAACGAUGUCUACUAACGCAAGAUGAAACUAUUGGUCGGAAUAUGUGGAAGGACCAAUUUGCCAAGAAUAAAAACAUUGAGCAAUUAUAUCUUCCGGGAAUCAGAAAUGCGCUCAAAAUUCUCUUUCUUAUAGAAAAUUCGGCCCGAAAAAGCUUUUCCCAAAGGGACGUUGAUAAAGUGAGGGAUGAAAUACGAGCAAAAAUAACCCAGCAGUUGGAUGAACUAACCUUGCGGGUUGGAGGGAAUAUAUGGCGCGAUAUGACUCCACUGGAUCCUAUUUCGGCCGAGUAUAUGUAUUCAUCGGACAUAAUUGACUUCUGUUUGUGGAGUUUCCAAAACGUUCCAUUGCCACCGGAAUACAAUUACCUGGUAAAGUCAAUUGAAAUGAAAACCUUGCAAGUGAAGUUCUUCAAGCCACCGUCAUUCGAUUUGAAGGAUUGCUCCCUGCGAGGAAUGUGGGCGCAAUUUGAUCACUAUUCCGAUUUGGAUUCAUCGUUCCGUUGUUCCGUUCUGGAAUCCGUUCCGGAUCUAAAUGCUUCGCAGGAAAUCGAGUGGGCCGAUCGGAAUCGACUGAAGAUGCAAAAAUUGCAGGAAUUGAAGUCGGACAGGGAGAAGUAUGAUACGAAUGAGAAGAAGAAGGAACUGGAAAAACUGGAAGCUGUGAAAGCUGCAGGUUCGUCGAAAGUAACUAAAACCCCUGAACCAAGAAAGAAACCUACCAAGAAGAAGAAAGCCAAGAAAGUUGACGAGCCGUUGGAAGCUCCACCUCCGGUUGUAACUGAUGCCACAGUCGUUGAUAUAGACCAACAGUAUAUUCUACAAGAGCAACAACUUUACGAACAGAGAAUGGAACAAAUCGGUCCCCGUUCCUUCAACUUGAGCGAAGAUACUGUAAAUCUGCGACAACACACUCUGACUGGUGGAAUUCUCUCGUUAAACUGCUUCAACAAGCUACCGCAAUCGUCGCAGUUGCGAUGUGAUUUCAUCUAUACUACUCUGCCGACGGAUCUUAAGCUGGAGGAAAAGCAGUUCACCAGUGAUGUCGAUUCAGAACUGAUAAAACUCGAAAUCAAACUUCCGGAGAACUGCUUUUGGUGGCACGAACCAGUGGUCUGCCGAUGGGAAGCUUGGGAAGAAAGCAUCGAAUUUCAGUCUCUAGACAAACAAGUACAAGACUUCCAUCGGAACUACGAAACGAUCAUGGAUGAAAAAUCCAAACAACUUUUCAGCGCUCCAAAACGCCCAAGGAAUUCACUGCGGCCAAUGAUAAUUCGGGAUUUUAAUGUAAACGAAAUUCCAAACGACGUGAAACUUCACUUUCUUAUUGUGGACCAUGUCCUACCGAGACUACCGCACAGGUACAAGACAUAUGCCGAGCUCCAUAAAUUGUUUGUGCAAAUCAACAAGCAAUUCAUUCAAAACGAAAAAUUAAAACUGGAAGAAAUGCUUAACCAGCUACUAUUCCCGAAGUUUCUUGUACUGCAAGCAGCUAACAAUGGCGAUUCUGAGGAAAUGUUUCGACUUCCAAGUCUUGCGGAUAUUCCUGUCGGCAAGGAGAGUAUGACCAGUUUAGAAGGCUCAUUGAUGAACUUAGAAAUUCGUACGCCCAUCGAAUCAAUGCUCCAGGAGAUAGCUUCAAAGCAACAAGCGCCGACCAAUAUAUUUCCACCGUGCAAAAAUAUCCCUCUGCUCGUCAUCACCGAAGACUUGGAGCCGCUGGACCUAGAACUUGACGAUAUGAUCCAGAAAAUUCAAGAAAGUGUUAUUGCUGACGACGAGUUCAGUGCCGAUUCGGUGUACAAGAUGUUUUCAACUUUUCUAAAGCUUCUGGACAGGUUAAGAGAACGAGAGCAGCCACAGUUCCCGGAAGUGAUCGAACCGGAAGAACCUGAACCGGAACCCGAAGUUACUCGGCGAAGAACGGUCUUAAAAGACCCUACCCAUCGUCAUCAGUGGAAUGAGAAAUUCAUCAGUCGAAUGUCGAAAAGAGUAUCAUCAUUCAUGAUGAUAGGAAAGCAGAAACCACCCUCUCGAGGUUCCGCAAUGUUUGGGCAAAGGAAACGGAGGCGCAGAAAGUCAACGGUUCAAAGUACUGCUUCCGAUGUGUCGACGGACGAGGCUCAUAAACCCCCAGAGCCAGAACCAACGGAAUUUAGUCUCUUACCACACGAACCGGGACGAUGGACUACCAAAGUGGUGCGUAGGCAGGAGUUUGAUGCGACUGCAAGGGUCGUUACCGUGUGGAUUGAGAAACUCGGCAUCUUUGGUUUUUCUAUGGAAAAAUAUCACAACUUGCCCUUUAAAGGGUGGGAUAUGAGAAGGACUGGGAAAAUUUCCGAUUUCACAACCACCCUGAAGCUGGAUUGCGUAGGCUUACGUUUGCUCAUAAACAUUACCGAAUCCGGCUAUAGAAUAGAAUUCCAAGAAUCUCCGCAACGCAUCAAACCUCCACCGAACGAAAUGUCCCUCGAAGAAUUGGGGAAAUAUUUAACCAAAAUAAACCUCAUCAUCUUUCCGGAGCCGGAUGCCCCCUUCUACAUCACAAACAUGACCACACCGAAGCACGAGUCGAUGGAAAUUCACAACCUCAAAUGCAUGGCAGCGUUUUGCCUGACACACAACUUCAGUCAUUGCUUCUGGAAUAAGUACGCACCCUUUAGGGAAGCUCUGUUUCUAACUCGUCAAAUGAUUGAAGAUUUUCCAGAGCAACCGUUUGCUACGGUUAUGAUGAGUCCGCUGAAAGCUGCCACAGUAACUGUGGAAGAACUUUGUUCUCCGCUGGAGGAGGUCAAUCUUGCGUAUCACCCAGUGCCUGAAAAUCAACCGUAUAAUCCGGACGUGUACAGCCUCUUGAAGGAUAAAUUGCUAGAACCGUCGCGCAAGUUGUUCCUAAUCACACCGACUAUGCUCCAAUGGAAUGUUAGCCAGCUGCUGUUGAAGCUACGUUUGUUCAGUUUCAGCUGA